AUGUUUCCCUUUUCACUGACCCUGUUCCCUAAUUGGAGCUGGCUGUGUAUCUUUGUCGUGCUUUUUUUGUUUCGUUAUGUCCGUCUUUGGGUCAACCUCGCCAGCAACUGGACGUACACGCCCAUGCAGCCUGUCGACGACCCAACAAUCACCUCCAAGGACAUGACAGUCAUCAUUCCCACCGUUGCCGAGGAUCUCCAGCAAUUAAAAGAGACGGUCCAAAGCGCAUAUCGCCUCGAGCCCUUCGAGUUGCUACUCGUCACGCCUGACUCGCGUGUUAAGCGUGUCUAUCAGAUGGUUGAAGAGCUCGGCAGCCCCAAGAUUAUUCAGGUCUUGUCCGUCAGCCAGGCCAACAAGCGUCGCCAGCUGUGCCGCGCCAUUCCCGAGGUCGAGACCAAGAUUACGCUUCUGCUCGACGACGACGUCUGGCUGCCUGAAAAGUUCACCAAAUGGAUCCUGGCUCCCUUUGAGGACCCACGCGUGGGCGGAGUUGGCACCAACCAGCAGAUUCGCCGCUUCAACCGCUCCAACAUUUGGGAGUUUCUAGGCGCCAUCUACCUGGUCAGGAGAAAUUUCGACUGCACCGCCUGCAACUGGAUAGACGGCGGCCUGCCCUGCCUGUCCGGCCGCGCCGUGGCCUAUCGAUCGGAGAUUUUGCAAGACCCCAACUUCACCUAUGGCUUCACACACGAGACAUGGGGCAGCGACCACUUCCUCAAUGCUGAUGACGACAACUUCAUCACCCGCUGGCUGUUUUCGCACAACUGGAGAAUUCAGAUGCAGAACCACCGCGAGUGCGAGGUCGAGACGACACUCGAAGACGACACCAAGUACCUGCGGCAAUGUCUGCGUUGGGUCCGUUCUAACUGGAGAAGCAACCUGACUAGCUUGACCGAGGGUUACAUGUGGAUGAGGUACCCAUGGUCACUCUAUGCCGUCUUCCAGACCACCGUCACGCAAUGGGCGUUCCUGCUCGACUGCGCCCUGCUUGCAUCGGCCUACUUUGCCCUCUGUGAGACUGGAUACUACCCAGCCGACGAGGGCCAACUGUCGCGUGCCGACAAGUGGCAGCGCUCGCUUCUGUGGACACUGUUUAUCGCGCACUGGGUCUUUGCAAAGACGAUCAAGCUAGUGCCGCAUCUGCUAAGGAACCCCGGCGACGUCCGCUUCGUGCCCGUCUCGAUUCUCUUCGGCUAUUUCCACAACCUUAUCAAGCUCUACGGCUGCAUCACCGUCACAGAGACUACAUGGGGCACCCGUGAGGGCGCCGAUGCAGACGACAACAUCCGAAUGUUGCCGAUCCCGCCGAUGGCAGCGAUUACGCCUCCCCUGACACCUCCGCCAGGCGGACGCGUCCUCCGAGAGCGAUGCGCCGGCUUCCCGAUGAUGAAGUAG
Molecule: messenger RNA, 1395 nt
Organism: Bipolaris zeicola 26-R-13
Lineage: Eukaryota; Fungi; Ascomycota; Dothideomycetes; Pleosporales; Pleosporaceae
Product: glycosyltransferase family 2 protein
Exons: 4
Coding region: 1-1395 (464 amino acids)
Source: RefSeq, a predicted model, not a curated record